Patiria miniata (bat star) is the source of this 4263-nucleotide messenger RNA. Its product is annotated as ETS translocation variant 3-like. The record is from RefSeq and is a predicted model, not a curated record. Gene Ontology annotation, cellular component: nucleus. Gene Ontology annotation, molecular function: DNA-binding transcription factor activity, RNA polymerase II-specific; sequence-specific DNA binding. Gene Ontology annotation, biological process: regulation of transcription by RNA polymerase II; cell differentiation. The coding region runs from base 283 to 2316 and encodes 677 amino acids. The transcript is spliced from 4 exons. Lineage: Eukaryota; Metazoa; Echinodermata; Asteroidea; Valvatida; Asterinidae.
ACAGACUCAAAACAUCAUUGAUAACUGUCCGCCUGAGCCUGACGUAUCAUCAUGCAUACCCGGGAAAAGAAAGGAAGGAAAGAACCCUCCUGUCACUCAGCUGCCGAUCGCACAGGAUGCAAGGAUGUCUUGCAGGUUACUGCUACUAUAGUUGAGUGGUGAGGUAGGCGCUGUUACUUCUAUAGGCGAGCGUUUUGACACCUAACGGGACGGUAGCGUAGGACGCACUUACAGUAUCAAGCUUUGCACUUUUCUUCGUCAUCCCAGCGCUCACAGCCCUGGAUGCCGUGUCGGGUACAGCGUGGGCCUAAAAUGAUGCACUACCGUUGUCUAGACCCGCCUACCACGCCCGUACACCAGCAGGCAGAGCCUUCUCCAAGCGCCAACAUCCCUAGUCCUGCUACUCCAGUCUACAAUGCAGGUAACGGUGGGAUGGCGUUUCCUGACUGGGCCUACAAACCGGAGAGCAGCCCGGGCUCCCGCCAGAUUCAGCUCUGGCAUUUCAUCCUGGAGCUCCUGCAGAAGGAGGAGUUCCGCGACGUCAUCGCCUGGCAGGGCGACUACGGAGAGUUCCUAAUUAAGGACCCAGAUGAGCUGGCUAGGGUCUGGGGGGUCCGCAAGUGCAAGCCGCACAUGAACUACGACAAGCUCAGCAGAGCACUCAGGUAUUACUAUAACAAGAGGAUCCUCAACAAAACAAAAGGAAAGCGCUUCACAUACAAGUUCAACUUCAGCAAGUUGAUCUUGGUGAACUACCCCGGAACUGACAUGAAGUACAUCCCACAAUACGUGCCUCCGCAGUCGGCUCCCGCCAACAAUGCCAACUCCCCUGAUGACGUCAUCCUCAUUGAUGAUAACUUGAAGUCUAAGGAGCGGCAAGGAGUCCGCACUAUGAGUGAGUCCUCAAGCGACUCGCAGGAAUCUUUGGAGGGGAUGAAGCGGCCUCCUCCUGUUCGGCAGCGGUCUCACAGCCUUGGAGAUGCGGAGCCACUGGGUAUCAGCCAGCCAGGGAUGCGGAGUGACAUGCAGCCCCCAGUGGUCCCCAUCGAUGCCAGACCACCUCCCUUCUCGCCAGGUUACGUAACCCUGCGUCCCACGUUUUACUCCCACUCGUUGCCAGCGAGUCCCUGUUAUCUCUCCCCGAUGCCAAGCCCAGCAUCUGCCUUGAGCCCGAUCUUCACAGCACCCUGUCCGAGAUUCACUUACUCCCAGGCUGAGAUUCGUGCCCACCAGGAGGCACAGUCCAGACUUGAGCACGACCGCGUCACCAAGCUCAGGGCCCAGACCCUGCCCCAGACCCUGCCCCGGCCGUUUGCCAUGUCCCAAUCCCCCGGAACAAUUUGGAGAACUCACACUGAGAACGAGGUCCGGAUUGGGGUGCUGAAUUUAGCCCAGCAAGAACCCCAACCGCAGCAGCAUCACGAGAACGUGGUCCGCAUUCCAGAUCGGCCACUCCAAUCCGAGCUGUACCUGAGAAGAAUGAACGAGCGCAGGCAAGCCCAGGCAGCCGCAGCCAAUCAGAAACCCUCCACACUCUCAUCUCCACCGGAGAUCAAAACACCCUCUACCAUCACUUCCCCACCGGAUAAUGACAACAACACCAUGAAAGCACCCGAGCCUGUGCGCCCAUGGCAGCAUUCAUCACCACGGAAACCAUCCCCGGAUAGGAGAUAUGCAGCGAUGCGGUCUCCAAGGCCAUCCCCAGAUAGGACAAGAAUGGACACAGAAAGUAACAAGGCGGAAAGCACAGAGGGGCAGCAGAGAAGCCCAACUCAAAUGGAGAAGGAGGACACAGAACGGAAAGAUAAAGAGAAGUGCAUUCCCAUCAAGCUUCGGGUCAAACGGAAGUGGAACCGGGACAACUCCCGGCCACCUUCUUACCAGGAAGUGGAACCCAAGUCCCCCAAGAUCACCCUGGAAAACAAACCCUCUUCGCGAUCCCUCCCUUGCACUCCUACCCAGAAGUCCAGUUCCAUCGGCACUGUCUUCCAGUUCCCCCCGACAGCCGAGGAUCCAGUCAAGGAAGAAUCCAUGCGUAGGUUCCGAGAUUAUUUCUUCGACACGGGACCCUCGGGAUCCGGCGGUCACUCUCAGCCCAUGUUGGAGCUACGCUCCCCAGGUGCUUUCAGUCACUUCAAAUCGGAACGCUCUCAGCGGACUCACCUGCUGACGCCUGACCGUGCCUUGGUUCCAGAGAGGAACCUGGUCAAAGUAGAGAGCGACUCCAGCCUUAGUAAGAAGCGAUCCUUGAACUCUGACCUCUCCGAGGAGGUGUGGAUAAAGCGCGAGCCUCGUCCAGAAGCAAAAGAUCCGUAACAACGGAUGUUCAAAGAUCUUCCAGUACGAACUGUAAUCGUUCACCAGCACAAUGGUACAGAUUCAGCAGUUAAGUACACAUAAUCUGCACAGUUGACUUUCCGAGUUCAAAGUGUUGUUGACAUCGGCAAACGGUUAACUCUGAAAAGGAAAAUACUUGUACCUCCUUUCCCUCCUGUGGAACCAUUUCUGCCAAAAGCUAGAAUGGUUACACCACAAUUAUCACACUGACUUCGCCAUGAUAUAUUUAUGUACCAUGUACAAGUACCACAACAUAUUCGUUGGAUGUGGACUUAAAUUCGAUGGCAAUUUUUUCUCAGCCAUGCUAUUAAGUAGUACUGUACACAGUUUAGUUCGCUCCAGCGACGCACCCAAUGGGCAUUCUCAAGCAUGCAAAUCAGGUGCCAUUCUAAAACAAAAAUUUGAAUGGCCUACUAGAAACAUGAAAAUCUGUUAUUUUGUGUUGACGGGAAAUGACAGUGAAGUUUUGAUAUUGCCCUUCAGGCUGGAAUGAUCUGCGUUUUGGGAGUUGCCCUUUCACAACCUUGUUUCCAGGGUUGAUGUCUUCUUUUAGUCUCCCCUGGCACAAACAUUUCUGCCAAACAACCUUCUCACUAAGUGGCGGGGAUUUAGUUACCAUGCCUUGGUAAGGUGAUACCUGGAAUUUUAAUGUGAAGUAUGUGUCAUCUGCCAGAAAAAGCAACUCUUAGAGCUUGUAAGAACAAAGUUUGGUCCCUACAUUUCAAACCUUGUGUUUGAAUUUGUUUUGGCCAGAGACUCAAGAGAAAUUCUCCCAAAUGCAUUAUGGAAUCCUGGGAAAGAAGUGCCUUGUGCAACUCUUAAGUAAAAGAUCAUGAAACCAUGACAAAGUACAGAAGAAUGCCACUAGGGGCUCCGUGCGCCAACAAAAGAGGGUGCAUUUUUACCUCUUUUGAGAGCUCUUUGGACAGGACACACAGCGUGCGCGUACUGUACUGUGGUUCGUGCGCGAAGUAUGCACGACUUCCUGAAUGUGCAAAAGCUAUAGCCACCGUGUCCUCGCGUGAGCGUCAGGCGUCGUCGGCGCACGAAUACGUUCGAAUUCAACUUGUGAUGGUCUCCGAAACUAAUCCCCGCCUCCAAUGACUUUGGAUACAUACAAAAUACACAGUGGAUGGAUCGGGAACCAGUCUAGGUCACCCCAACUAUCCUUGUGCACGGAGCCCAUAACGAAUACUUUAUUGUACAAACCAGUGUUGAAGUCGACCAGCACAAGACCAUUCACAAGAGCACCUGCAAGUAUCAGGGGACAAACAAUAACAAAGGAAUGCCAUUGUUGCAGUUCAUUUGAACAGCUUGUGACUUGAAUUGAGACUGGAGGUCUUGGGUUGGUCUUGUGAUGGUCUUGCGAUGGUCUUGUGAUGGUCUUGCGAUGGUCCAAUCAUCCCCUUUUGCUCCCAAGUUAAUGUACAUGUAUAUUAAUAUCAAGUAUUGCAAGCAGAAAUGAUGUUUUGUGUUCCCACUGUGUUAGCUUUAACACAAUGUUAAUAACUUCAUUGCAAUAACCUGAAAGCAUGUAGAUUUAACAAAGUACACCCCUCUUUCCUCCGGAGGUAUUAGUCCGGCCACGUCGGAAGUGGGCAUUGUUGCAUAUGGCUAGGGCUUUUUGCUGUAUCGUGCCAGCGGCACAAUAACCUGAGCCGUAACCUGGUGGAUGUUUUCUUCACAAGCCUUGAAAACAGUGACUCGGCACUGAGUUACUACUUGUAAAUAAAUCUUGGAAAAGGUCAAUCUCAAUGAGCUGCUGAACAAAACCUGUUGCUAAGCAACACCCACAGGUUGCCCAGCAACAUGGAACAGACCAUCAGUCAGUGGGUUAUCAUGUCGACAAGAUAUUUACUCCAUACAUUUUACAUUGUCUGCAACAAGUUUGGUCAGCGGGCAAAAACAUUCUUGGGAAAAAAAAAA